Molecule: messenger RNA, 439 nt
Organism: Racocetra fulgida
Lineage: Eukaryota; Fungi; Glomeromycota; Glomeromycetes; Diversisporales; Gigasporaceae
Source: the annotation of a GenBank genome assembly
UAAAGUUGUGUUGGUCGUCUACUAAACAAAUUAUUUUAUACGAAUGGACUCAAUUUGAUAAUGAUGCAACUUUUACAAAUAUGACACAAUCACCAUUAGUAUUCGAAAGCCAAAUUACUUGGGUUUACAAAUACAGACAAUGUUUAAUGGUUACUACAGAAAAACAAAUUUAUCAAGAUGAAAAAGAAAUAGAAAAUUUAAUAACUUUGGAAAAACAGGUAGCUAACUCUAAUAAUUAUGAUAAAACAAUUUUAAAAAAAAGAGCAACUCAGUUAAAAAGUGAGGGAUGGGAAAAUGCACAGCAAAUUAUACAAAGUUUGGAAUAUAAACUAAAAAUAACUACUUCCGAAUUACAAAACACAUAUAAAAGACUAUAUCGAUUACAAAAAAAGGUUUUAAAUUUACAAGAAAUCUUAGAACGUGAAUUUGUUUCAUCAAG